Molecule: messenger RNA, 6544 nt
Organism: Hypanus sabinus (Atlantic stingray)
Lineage: Eukaryota; Metazoa; Chordata; Chondrichthyes; Myliobatiformes; Dasyatidae
Gene: dhrs11a
Product: dehydrogenase/reductase 11a
Exons: 7
Coding region: 149-916 (255 amino acids)
Molecular function (GO): oxidoreductase activity
Source: RefSeq, a predicted model, not a curated record
CCAGCCUGCUCUGCGGCGGGUCCAAGUGCGGCGGACUCUGUCGGGAGUGAAGCCGGAGCUUGUAAGUUGUGAGGGCGAACGAGUGAAGGGAAUCGUCUCCGCGUCCUCCCGCAGCCUUUGCCCGCCGAACCCCCGACACUCGGCCGCGAUGGAGCGCUGGAACGGACGCGUGGCUCUGGUUACCGGAGCCUCGGUGGGGAUCGGCGCCGCCAUCGCCCGGGCCCUGGUCCAGCACGGCAUGAAAGUGGUGGGCUGCGCCCGUGGAGUGGACAAGAUCGAGAAGCUGGCCGCUGAAUGCGAGAGCGCAGGCUAUUCAGGCACUUUGAUCCCGUACAAGUGCGACUUAACCAGUGAGGAGGAGAUUCUGUCCAUGUUUUCUGCCAUCAAGACACUGUAUCAAGGUGUGGAUGUGUGCAUCAAUAAUGCAGGACUUGCCCACCCUGAGCCGCUGUUAUCGGGGAGAACAGAAUUGUGGAGAAACAUGAUUGAUGUUAAUGUGAUAGCAAUGGCUAUCUGUACCCGAGAGGCUUACCAGUCAAUGAAAGAGCGGAAUGUUGAUGAUGGACACAUCAUAAAUAUUAAUAGUAUGAGUGGCCACCGAGUAUGUCCAAACUCGGCCGUGCAUUUCUAUGCUGCUACAAAGUAUGCUGUAACUGCCCUCACUGAGGGCUUAAGGCAAGAGCUCCGAGAGAACAAGACGCACAUAAGGGCUACGUCUGUAUCUCCAGGGCUGGUGGAAACAGAGUUUGCAUUCAGGCUUCAUAACAAUGACCCAGAAAAGGCUGCAGCGACGUACGAGAGCCUGAAGUGUCUGAAGGCAGAGGAUUUGGCCAAUGCAGUUGUUUACAUCUUGAGCACACCAUCUCAUGUUCAGAUUGGAGACCUUCAAAUGCGGCCAACAGAACAACUGUUAUAGCAAUUUGAAAUGCAACCAUACUCAACUAGCAACAUACGUAAUGGCACGAAAAUCUCUGCUGGACAGUUUUUUUAAUAAUGUUAUGCUAAGGAGUGUGUAUGACAUAGAUGUUCUACUUCAUUUGGCCAUACUUAAAUGGUAGAAUUUGUCUUCUAUUUGCUCCAGAUAUUCUUUGCCAGUACUGGGCAAACUUGCUGUAGGAGCAGAGCCUGUUCUUUUAAGGCAAACCAUUUAACUUUAUUUUAUGUCUCCUCGAACUGCUGCAGAUCAUUUUAGUGCCAACUGUAGCAGUAAAGGUACAAAAAUGUAUGAAGGGUGAUUGCAUUUAUGUAUGUGGAGAAAAUGAUGCUUGACCACCUAACCUUUCAGCUCAUAGAGAUUUUUUUUUUAUUGUUAAACUGUGUGACUUUGUAGGUGUGCAUUAUCUGCUGAUCUCCACACUGGUUUGCACUGAAAAUCCCAUUUAGUAAAGAUAAGUGAAAAUGUAAACUGUUUUCAAAGGAUUAUUUAAAAAGUUAUAAUUGAAAAUUGAUUGUAAUAGAUAACUAGUCUCAUUGCUAUAGAGUGAUUACAUUAAUUACUUAUGUUUUUAUUGCUGCUUCAUUAUGGAUUAGAAUAAUAUUACACACCAGGAAAUAGGUUGAUCUAGUUUUUAUAUAUUUUUUUUAAAUACAGAGGAACCUAGAUUACAGAAUAAUAAUGAAACCGUAUGAUUCCAAAACAAAUUUUAAAAUUCUCUUUUUAGAUUCUUUUGACUAUUAAUGUUCAACCAUCUCUUACUGUUUUCUCUUCCUGACUGAAUACUCUGAGAUCUAUGAAUAUGCACGCAGAGGAUUGCUGAAGAAAAUUGUUCAAUGGUCUUCAGUGGCCCACAUCAUUUUAAUCCAAAAUUGAAGGGAAUUUUGGGGAUUUUAAUUAUAUUGAAAUUCAGACCAUUCAACGUGUGCUAAUGAUUUUAGAUCUUGGUUUUCAUUUCAAUCUUAAAAGUUAAAUGAUAUGCAUGACUAAUGUCAUAAUGACUAAUAAAUAUGUACUGUAAUUUAAAAUAACUAAACAAGUAAACAAUAUUUUGCUUCCCAAGUCUAUUGUUCAGCAGCGACUGAACACACAUUGCCUUGUGAUGAUUUUGUACAAAGUACACCUGCAAUGUUUGGUUGUAACCUUGUGCUGUACUUCUAAGGGGAGCAUCGGCUUUCUUUUAAGAGACCAUCAUACAGCAGUGUAAUAGUUAAAUGUGAAUAACUGAAGCCUGGAUAAUUCCACAUAACUUGUUUUGUAAAAAUACACCCUCUGGUGAUUCGAAUGCUAAUUUGGUGCAAUGGUCAGUUAUCCCUAAUCAAUAAAGUUUGAAAGGGGAUAUUUAUAUUAAGAGUUUAAAACAGCUUUUAUAUAAAUCUCUUGCAAGUUAUGGCAUGGUAGCAUAGUGGUUAGCACAAUGCUUAGCAGUACCAGUACCUGUGGGUUUGAUUCCCACCGCUACCUGUAAGGAGUUUGUACGUUCUCCCUGUGACAGUGUGUGGUGCAUGGCCAAGUGUUUAAGGUGUUGGACUAGCGAUCUGAAGGUCGUGAGUUCAAGCCCCAGCUGAGGCAACGUGUUGUGUUAAGCAAGGCACUUAACCACACAUUGUCCACCCCGCUGAAAAUGGUGUUAACCUCACGAUAGACUGGCCCCCUGUCGGGGGGGGGGAGGGGGGGGGAAGUCUCGUAUUCUCAGUCACUUCAUGCCAUGAAAACAGGCAUAAGCACCGGCCUGAUGAGCCCAUAAGGCUCAGGGCAGACUUUAACUAACCUGUGACAGUAUGUCCAAAGACAUAGUGGUUGGUAGGUUAAUUGGUCUUUGUAAAUUAGGAUUAAAUCGGGGGAUUGCUGAGUGGUGUGGCUUGAAGAGCUGUUCCGCUAUUAAAUGUCAAUAAAUUAAAAAGAGUAAGGACAGGCUUCUUUCUUGAUUGUCAUAUCAUCCCAUUCUGUCACUUUUAAGCAUCACGAUUUCACUGUGCUGCACUACCACUUUUAACUCCCAUGUGAACUAUUCAAAGUGAACUCCAGUUAUUUAUGUGUUCUUAUUAGUGCCAAAUUAAAUUCAAAGUUACUAAUCAACUUCCUGCUGGAGCUGAUUCAGAAGAUCUUAUGUGAGUUGAAUUACCCAGCUCCUCAUAUAUUUCAUACAAUUUUAGACACAGUUUUGUCACUAAAUGCAACAUUGGCUGUUUUUUUAACAUUUUAAAUAAAAUCAAUAAAAUAAGGUAAGAGAAUGUGUAUAGUAAACCUUUAGCCUUUGCAAGUUUUAGGUUGUUGAGAAAAUAUUUGUUUUUCUGCAACAAUGCUGGACUUCUAUUUUACUUUUUCCUUCCAUCAUUUCUUAAGAGUGCAGAUGGACAAAACAGAACGGGAAAAUUCUGCCCAGAUUGAUGAUUCUGUCCAUUAUCUAAUUGUCCCAUUGCAAAGUUUGUGCAUGAGUGGGUGUUUUCUCAUAUGCUUAGAGUGGGGGAAAUAAAUGGAGAUUGACCACUUCUUGUUUCUAAAGUUCAAAACUGCCUGCUAACUUGCACAAGUGUGCAUUCUCUUAUUAUAACAGAGUCAACCUAUACAGCUACCAACCAAUUCUUGUCUGACCUAUUAAUGUAUUUGCUUUCCUGCUGAAAUAAUUGAGUAAUGAUUCGUGCCUGGAACUUGAGCAGGAUUUUCUAUUUUUGAGCACUGUAUCCUAGUAAAUCCAGAACUCUGAGCCAGUGGUAUAAGUAAUAGUUUGCUUAUUCUCUGAAUAAUAAUGCACACAAAUAAUUGUUGUCAAACAUGGAGAAUGAUUUCUGCCUCGGUAUAACCAUCCUAACUACAAAAUUUUCGCAUUGAUGCAGUAAUUGAGAAAAGUUGCAGAAUUCCAUUGUGUUGUUCAUGGCCUCCAAAUAACGUUCUCAUUCUGCAUGGUGUUACUGAAUUAUUUAUCUGUGUAUUGAUGUUGAAUAUGUGACAACUGAAUAAUGAUAAAAUAGCAUUGCUGUGGCUUUGAGAGCUAACGAUCAAGCCUGCUUGAGAUAUAACCAUGUUGUUUAUCUUUCUCAACCAUCUAAAUUCUAGGCAUGAUCCCAAUUUGUCAAAUCCCCUAAAAUUGUGUUUUCCACUUUCUAAGUGCUCGACUGCCCCUCCUCACCAUGAACUGAAGCAUGUGCUCAAUUCUUUUAUCUAAAUAACCGUGAUUUUUAAAAAAUGCAUUUAUUCACUAAACGAUAUUCACAUGAAUAAUUCAACGUCAAGUAUGAAGAAUAGUUCUUGCCAUGCAGUGUGCUUGAAAACUGUUUGUAAAAUUUAGUGCUCAGGCAAAAAUCAUUUCAAACUCUUGUUUCUGUCAGAUUCUACUGUCCGCACUUGAAAUACAGUUCACACAUCUGUGAAACCUUUAUAUUAUCCUUAACUGUGAAUGAAUGCUACCGUCUUGGCAGCAAGGUUAAUAUCUCACAUGCUUUGGUAAUACAACUAGAUUUUGUUUUAAUCUGUGUACAGUUUCUUCAUAGGUUAUUUGCAUAAGUGAAAGGCCACAUGAAGUAUGAAAUGUUGCUGUCAUCCAAAGCUGUAUUCUGGUUUAAUACUCUACCAAUUACUGGUGUAACUGCUGAAACAGUUCAGGUUCACUAGCAUGAACUUUGGGACAAUUAUCAAAUGCUAGAACUAAAAGUUCUAGCCAUUUAAAUUUUCUCCAGAUUGUUUAAUAGUCCAUAUUAUGUUAUUUUACUUUCAAUUAAUUACAUAUAUCAUGGCUAGUGCAUUUUCAAGGCUUUUUGACAUUUCAUUCAAGAUGGUUUAAUGUCAUUUCCAAUACACAAAUGUAAAGGAGAAUUAAAUAAUUAUUACUCUGGAUUCGAUGCAACACAAAAAAAUACAAUAAUAUGAAGUAUGCAAUAUUUAAAAAACAGUCAAUAUAAAUAUGUAAGAUAACUUGUAUAUAUUGAUUGUAUGUACAUAAAAUGAUACCAGGUACAGGAGUGUCUGUACAAAAGGUGGCUCUGACAGGAAAUGAUAAAUUAGUUGGGGGGGAGUGGAUAGAGAUGUUGAUCAGCCUUACUACUUAGGGAAAGUAACUGCUGCUGAGUCUGGUGUGGCUGCUACAUAGCCUUCUCCUACAUACUAGCCUUUUCCUGGCAUUUUUCUAUAUAUAUAAAUAUAUAUAUAUUUCCUUGAUAAACAGUAGGCCAGAGCCAGUGAUGCAUUGGGCAGUUUUGUCUACCCAUUGUAGAGCCUUCCUGUCCACUGCCAUGAAGUGAUACAGCACUUUAGGGUGCUUUAUACUGUGCAUCUGUGGAAGGCCACAAGUAUAGAUGCGCAUAGUUCAGCUCUCUUCAGCCUCCUCAGAAAGUGGUGUGUGUUGAGCUUUCUUGAUUGCAUAGGAUGUGUUCUGGGACCGUGAGAGGUUGUUUGAGAUAUGAACUCCCGAGUGUUUGAAACCACUGGCAAUUCCACUGCUGUGCUGCCGAUGUAAAAGGGGUGUGAGCGAGGUGAUUUCAUCACCAGGUUUGCAAAUUUUUGCAAACAAGAAGUUGAAUAGUUGCCACUUGGAUAAUCACUGCUAGGAGCAAGUAUUAAAAAUAAUUAACUUGUGAAGUUUGAAGGCACACCUACAUUACAGAUGUUCAAAAGAUUGACCCUUGAUCUUCACUGCAGUAAAUUCCCUUUUAACUGCUGGUUAUAAAUUUUAAAUAAAAUACUGUUCAACAUAGUUGGUUAAUCUGAGCUGAAAACUUGUGACUUCCAGCGAGAGAACAUUACCUUUACUCUGUUGAGCAUCUAUUUUUGUUAGUUCAGAAAUUUCCAUUUGUUCCAGCAGCAUAGUUGCAAUUAUCCUUCAUCAUGAAAGAUGACCAAGGUUUAAAAUCCCAGCUGUUUUGUCCAUGAUUUUAAAAGCAUUCAAACUGUAUAUAGUCUGCACUUCAUUCUUUUUCUCAAACCCUAAUUCUUCACUUUUGCUUGCUAACCACAUGACAAUUAGUGCUCGAUCAAUUUAGGUAAAUUCAACAGAUUACUAUUUAAUUAUUCCUGCCUCUGAUCUGAUCACUGUUUGUCAUCAAAUAGUAGAAAACCUUCAUUUAUUAAUUUCAUUCUGUGUUGUCCUUCUAUAAAGUUCGGCUUUCUUAAUGCAAAAAUAAAUUCACUUGUACUUCAUAUGGAUGGGCAGAAGACAAAAGUGUUAGCAAACCUCGAUUGACCUAGACAUAUCUUGGUGAUGAAUUAUUGUGAAAAAUUGUUCGCUAGCAAACUAUUUCAAUUCUACUCAUGUUAACUUGGUUUGUCGACAGUUUUUAUAUUUAACAUGUGGAGUUAGUUUUGAGUAAGUGCAAGUUUUUCAAUUACUAUUUAAUCAACACUAUUGUACUGUUUCUGUAGAAGUUAACUGAUGCUGCUAAAUUAACAAAUGUGAAGUAUUUCUUGAGUCAUUAUAUAACUAACUUUGGUUAUGAUACUGGAUCUGCUGAAUAUUGUGAAAUCACACUGGUGAAAGUUCUGAUCAUUAGAUAAGGACAGUAGCAAAGUUAUUGAUUGCAAGUGUUAUGUAAAAUUGCAACCUUACAAGUUUCCUUUGUCUAAUGUUCAUGUUACUUUUGCAUUGUGCACAUUAAAGCACCCAAUAUAAAUAUUGUA